Molecule: messenger RNA, 822 nt
Organism: Talaromyces amestolkiae
Lineage: Eukaryota; Fungi; Ascomycota; Eurotiomycetes; Eurotiales; Trichocomaceae
Exons: 4
Coding region: 1-822 (273 amino acids)
Molecular function (GO): zinc ion binding; nucleic acid binding
Source: RefSeq, a predicted model, not a curated record
AUGGCCAUCCCUGAAUUCAAAUCAGAAUGCAAAAUCUGCCACGAAGUCGAUACCCAUUACACGCGCGACUGUCCCCAAAACGUCUGUUUCCGCUGCAAACAGAGGGGCCACUGGAGCACGCACUGCCCCAGCAUCAAAUGCUAUGUCUGCGGUGAGACGGGACACAAAGCCAGUGCAUGUCAAAAGCAGUGCGAGGUCUGUUUCAAGACGGGCCACAAGACUGAGGAUUGUCAUCACAAGGAMUCAGGUGUUACCUUCAUACAGAAUCCGAUGAAAAAGAGGGUUAGAGAUGUCUCUCCUCCGAAGCGUGAACCGGCGAAGCGACGCCAAAUACCGAUGCCAAAAGACUUGGAGGAAGCCCCAAAGUCGGAUUCGAAGACGUCGAAGGAAUAUUCUGGUUCAAAUGCCGAGAACCUCAGCAAACCAGACACGCAGCAAAAGGUGAAAUCUCUUUUCAAGUCUCCUUCGAAGUAUGGAAAGGUACAGUGUCGUCAAAUACCGAUGCCAAAAGACUUGGAAGAAGCUCCAAAGUUGGAGUCAAAGACAUCGAAGGAGGAUUCUGGUUCAAAAGAAGAGAAGCCCGGCAAAACAGACACACAGCAAAAGGUGAAAUCCAUUUUCAAGUAUCCUCCGAAUGUACAGGUGAAGCGACGCCAAACACCGUUACCAAGAAACUUGGAAGAAGCUCCAAAGUUGGAGUCAAAGACAUCAAAGGAGGAUUCUGAAUCAAACGCAGAGAAUCCCGGCAAACUAGACACACAGCAAAGAGUAAAAUACAGUCUCAUUCUUAUCAUCGAAUUCAUCAGAAGAUGCGUCGACUAA